Messenger RNA from Galendromus occidentalis (western predatory mite), 1634 nucleotides. RefSeq names its product splicing factor 3a subunit 3 noi (gene noi). Gene Ontology annotation, molecular function: RNA binding; zinc ion binding. The transcript has 2 exons. Gene Ontology annotation, cellular component: nucleus; spliceosomal complex. Gene Ontology annotation, biological process: mRNA splicing, via spliceosome. The coding region runs from base 58 to 1548 and encodes 496 amino acids. The record is from RefSeq and is a predicted model, not a curated record. Lineage: Eukaryota; Metazoa; Arthropoda; Arachnida; Mesostigmata; Phytoseiidae.
AAGCGAGUGUUGUUCGAACGAAAUUGAGGUCCUCCUCGGAGUUUUCUUAUAUCCGCAAUGGACACGAUCCUUGAGCGACAGCGAUCCUUCCAUGAGGAGCAGGAGCGAUUAGUCGACGCUCAAGUCAAGGAGAUCCUUCACAAGAAGAACACGCUGCGUGAGCAAAUCAACUCCGACCACAGAGUUCGCGGGCUCCUCGACCGCUACCUUGAUGUGUCGCAGAAACUGAAAGACUUGUACGACGACGCUGACGGCACCCGGCGAGAGGAGAUAAGAACCCUGUCAGGUCCGAACGAGAUGAUCGAGUUCUACAAUCGACUCCGGUCGCUUAAAGACUUCUACAAGAACAACCCAAAUGAAAUUCACGUGCCCAUGUCGGUCGAGUUCACCCAGAUGGACGAGGCGAGGGAAGCCGGAAUCGACGAGAAUGUGGUGGAGUUCACCGAUGAAGAAGGCUACGGGAAAUAUCUCGACCUGCACAGCUGCUACGAGAAGUUUGUGAACCUCAAGGGCAUAGACAGAAUCGACUACAUCACUUAUCUCAACACAUUCGACCGCUUGUUCGAAAUACCGAAGGAGCGCAAGAAUUCCGAGUACAGACGGUACCUGGACAGCCUUCAUAACUACCUGGAGGAUUAUCUCCUCCGGAUCAAACCUCUGACGAAUCUAGAGAAGGCCUCGAUAAAAAUCGAAAGCGAUUUCGACAAGCAAUGGUCACUGGGUCAGUUCCCGGGAUGGCCGAAAGAGAGCGAAGGGGCUCUGGCUCACACCGGCGCUCAUCUAGAUCUGAGCGCUUUUUCCAGCGCUGAAGAGCUCGCUUCGCUCGGUCUGGACCGUUUGAAGAGCGCUCUGGUGGCUUUGGGUCUGAAAUGCGGAGGAACUUUGGAAGAACGCGCGCAGAGGCUCUUCACGACCAAAGGCAAGAGCAUGGAAGAAAUCGAUCCUGCUCUACAAGCGAAAAAGAAGACGAAAGACGGCUCCUCGAUCAAGAAUCGGGAGGUCGCUCUCAUCGAAGCUCAUGUGUACUGGUUGUCGGAGCAGUUGUCCGAGCAGAGAGCAGCGUCCAAAGAGAACGUUCAGAGACGCCAGGCUCGAACCGCGGGUGAACGGCAAGACAGCGACGAUGAGAGCGCUGACGAGGUUUCCGACGACGACGAUCAGGAGGACGUCAUCUACAACCCGAAGAACCUCCCGCUGGGAUGGGACGGGAAACCGAUUCCUUACUGGCUGUACAAACUCCACGGUCUCAACAUAAGCUACACGUGCGAAAUAUGCGGGAACUUCGUCUACAAAGGUCCCAAGGCUUAUCAGAGACAUUUCGCCGAGUGGAGACAUGCGCACGGGAUGCGGUGCUUAGGAAUCCCGAACACGGCGCAUUUUGCAAAUGUCACUAUUAUAGAAGAUGCCAUGAACCUUUGGCAGAAACUUCAAGACGAAAAGUCGAAACAGAGGUUCCAUGCGAAAACCGAGGAGGAAUUCGAAGACAAUGCCGGCAACGUCGUCAACAAGAAAACAUUCGAAGAUCUUAAACGGCAAGGCCUUCUGUAGAAUAAUCUGUACAUAUUCCAUUGCAUACAUGAGAUGCGUUCGGGGCGAUGGUGCUUGGAGAUCCGAAUAAAGCCAUCCUCACGGAU